UGCCCCCUGCUACUCUCCCCCCGGACGCCGCUUUACCGGCCUGGCACUCGAGUUGACUCAUAUACCUAUGAUGGCGCGGUGCAGGACCCAGGUUGCUCUGGGUCCCGCUGCAUAUAUGGGGAGGCUCUCGAACCCACAGACAUGUUCGUCGACGAUCUCUUUCGUCGACGUGCAGACGGGGCGGAGGGGGAGAAAAAAAAAGGACACUCUCAUAUGUGGGUAGCAAAGAUGCACGUCGCGGAUCAUGGAAACCUGUCGAGCGAGGCUACGGGGACCCCCCUGUCGUCCGAUCCAGAGACGAUAACAUCCGCCGCUGCCAUAGGCCGCCCGUAUAAGACGACGAGUUAUAUAAUUUUGGCUGGGCCAGGUUUGUACGGUCGGUCCUUAAUAGCCCGUCUGCUGGCGCGAGCGGGCGAAGCAACCCCCCCCUCCCCUGCUGAAAACGGUAUCGGUGUGCGAUGCUGCUGCUGCUCUUUUAUUUUCCCCUCCCAUCCUGUAUUUCCCGUAACGACUCAGACAGACGGAGCGAGAGAAACGCCGGAUCCUGAACCACACCUUGACCCCGGAUCUACAGGUGGGAAAAACAAAUCGCUAACCCCGGUCGUCGUCGCGGCUCCAGGGAUAACCAGGCGGUCCCGGGGGACCAGGACUGGAUUCGGGUGGGGGCCAAGCCCCAGUGUCUUGGAGUGCCGCGCGCGGUGUGGGAUAUUCCUCAAAUCAAGCCUCGCCGGUAGCGAUGCCAAAACUUUCACACGCAUGAUGCGAGCUCGCGCCGUCACCGAGCCCAACGAGGGAGGCGAGCCCAAUGAGAGAGGGCGCCGAGGUCGUGAGUGAAGGCGAGCUCGCUCGUACACCUCUCUCUCUCCCUUCGCCGACAGCCCAGUCCGUCUGUAUCUCCCCCAACCCAC
Messenger RNA from Durotheca rogersii, 908 nucleotides. RefSeq lists its product as uncharacterized. The transcript has a single exon. Lineage: Eukaryota; Fungi; Ascomycota; Sordariomycetes; Xylariales; Xylariaceae. The record is from RefSeq and is a predicted model, not a curated record. The coding region runs from base 142 to 834 and encodes 230 amino acids.